AUGGCGGAGCGCGAGGACAUGGUGGACGUGGACGGCGAGACGUGGGACGACUGGGUGGACGACGGCUCGUCCGCCAGUUUCGACUGCGUGUUCUGCGCCAGCAAGUUCCCGGCCGAGGAGCCGCUGCACGCGCAUCUGCAGGAGGCGCACGACUUCUCGCUCAAGCGCGAGAUCUCGGCGCGCAAGCUCGACACGUACGGCACCAUCCAGCUCGUCAACUUCCUGCGCUGGAGCACGCUGGACGGCGUCGCGGCCGAGCAGGUGAAGCAGACGCUGGCCACGGAGGGCAACGCCGCCUUCCAGAAGGACGAGUUCCUCAAGCCCGUGGUGGCGGACGACCCGCUGCUCUACUGUCUCGACUGCGACGACAGCGACAGCAGCGAUGAUGAAGACGCGGCUGAUGAGGAGGAGCAGAAGAGCGAGAAGGCGGUGGUGGCCCCCACUGCUGCUGCUGCUGGUGACGACGCCGCUGCGUUGAUCGCCAAGCUGCAGCUCGAGAACCAGGAGCUCAAGCAGCAGAUGACCAAGUACUCCAAGCUCGUCCGCGACUUCGUGGUCGACGGCGAGAGCUCGGCCCCCGUGGAGGACGCCGCGGACAACGACACGUACUACUUUGACUCGUACUCGCACGUGGGCAUCCACCGCGAGAUGAUCACGGACCGGAUCCGCACGGACGGCUACCGCAACGCCAUCCUCAACAACCCGGAGCUGUUCAAGGGCAAGGUCGUGCUCGACGUUGGCUGCGGCACGGGCAUUCUGAGCAUGUUCGCGGCGCAGGCUGGUGCUGCCAAGGUGAUCGGCAUCGACCGCAGCGAGAUGGGCGACGUGGCCCGCGAGAUCGUUGCCGCCAACGGAUUCAGCGACGUCAUCACCAUCCUCCGCGGCAAGGUGGAGGACAUGGAUCUGCUUGUGGACAAGGUGGAUAUCAUCGUCUCCGAGUGGAUGGGCUACUGCCUUCUGUACGAGUCCAUGCUGGACACGGUGCUGUUCGCGCGCGACAAGUGGCUCGCCCCCGGCGGCCACCUCUUCCCGGACAAGUGCUCCAUGUUCAUUCAAGGAAUGGAGGACUCGACCAAGCGCUUCGACUUCUGGGACGACGUCUACGGCUUCAACAUGAAGCCCAUCCAGUCCAAGAUCUCGAUCCGUGACGCGUUUGUGGAGGACGUUCGGCCGAGCGACAUCAUUACGAGCCGCGAGCUGCUGCAGAACAUCGACAUCGACCACGUCACGUACGACGAGCUCGACUUCCACUCGACCUUCACGCUGUCCGUCACCAAGGACGCCACUUUCCACGGGUUCGUGUCCAGCUUCGACAUCGGCUUCGAGCGCGAUUGCCCGCGCCCCGAGUACUUCACAACGGGAGCUGAGGGCACGCCCACGCACUGGCACCAGGUCUUUUUCCAUGUCCCGAAGCCCUUCGCGGUCAAGAAGGGAGAUGCUGUGGAGGGCAAGUGGUGGGUGCGACGGAAUGCCGAGAACCCGCGCUUCCUUGACGUCGAGAUCCAGUGGAAGCAGGCGGCUGAGGGCGAGUUCCUCGUCCAGCGUUACCGCAUUCACUAAGAGCUUUU
Phytophthora sojae is the source of this 1568-nucleotide messenger RNA. Its product is annotated as arginine N-methyltransferase. Gene Ontology annotation, molecular function: protein-arginine N-methyltransferase activity. The transcript has a single exon. Gene Ontology annotation, biological process: peptidyl-arginine methylation. NCBI's taxonomy places the organism in Eukaryota, Oomycota, Peronosporomycetes, Peronosporales, Peronosporaceae. Gene Ontology annotation, cellular component: nucleus. The record is from RefSeq and is a predicted model, not a curated record. The coding region runs from base 1 to 1560 and encodes 519 amino acids.